Messenger RNA from Vespa velutina, 2027 nucleotides. It is a transcript of the gene Prp38, whose product is annotated as pre-mRNA-splicing factor 38. Lineage: Eukaryota; Metazoa; Arthropoda; Insecta; Hymenoptera; Vespidae. The record is from RefSeq and is a predicted model, not a curated record. The transcript has 3 exons. Bases 310 to 1227 code for a protein of 305 amino acids. Gene Ontology annotation, cellular component: precatalytic spliceosome.
AUUCUUAGAUUUCUUUUCAAACAUAUCUUAAUUCUAUUCCGAUGUCAUCCAGGGAGAUCAUUUCCUUCAUUUUCACGAACUUGAGCGAACUUGUAUUUUUUAUAUUCGAUCUCGCAUGCAUUUGAAAAAAUGUUGUAUAUUCGUAAAAGUUCGUCAAUGAUAUUCCGAGCCGUUGACACGUUCAUUGAGUAGAUGCGUCGAAGAUGAAGCAUUGACUGAUUAUCGCGUAGACAAUGUCGUUGACGAAAGUUUUAAUAGAAAAGGCGAACGUAGCGCCGCCAGUGACGAGUAAUUCAACUAUCUGUUAACAUGGCGAACCGCACGGUAAAAGACGCGAAAUCAAUUCGCGGUACUAAUCCACAGUAUUUAGUGGAGAAAAUAAUAAGAUCUCGAGUUUACGAUUCGAAAUAUUGGAAGGAAGAAUGUUUCGCGCUAACCGCAGAGUUACUUGUCGACAAAGCCAUGGAAUUGAAAUACAUAGGCGGAGUUUACGGUGGCAAUGUAAAACCGACGCCAUUUCUAUGUUUAAUAUUAAAAAUGUUGCAAAUACAGCCAGAAAAAGAUAUCAUAGUAGAGUUCAUAAAGAACGAAGAAUUCAAAUAUGUCAGAGCUUUGGGUGCGCUUUAUAUGCGACUGACAGGUUCAUCAUUGGAUUGUUACAAGUAUUUAGAGCCUUUGUUCAACGAUAAUAGAAAACUUAGAAAACAAAAUAAGCAAGGUUUUUUCGAAUUGAUCCAUAUGGAUGAGUUUAUAGAUGAGCUUCUACGCGAAGAGAGAUCGUGCGACGUUAUUUUGCCAAGAAUCCAAAAGCGUCACGUUUUAGAAGAAAAUAAUGAAUUAGAGGCAAAAGUAUCGGCAUUGGAAGACGACAUGGAUGAAGGAAUUGAAACGUCAGAGGACGAAGAUAUACCUCCUGUCAAAGAAGAAAGCCGCAAAAGAACGGAAGAUCAUGAUAGAGACAGAGAUCGUCACAGAGACAGGGACAAGAGACAUUCUCGUUCGGAUAAAAAAUCGGAUAGGGAAAAGCAAAGGUCGCGAAGUAGAGAUAGAGAAAGAGACAGGAGAGAACGUAAACGAAGUAAAUCGCCUAAGACCCAUUCCUCCUCGCAUAAGGAUAAAGAUAGAGAUAAGGAUAGACAUAGAAGAGAUGACAGAGAUAGGGAUAGAGAUCGAGACAGAGAAAGAGACAGGGAUCGAAGAAGAGAUCGUGAAAGAGCUAGGCAUUGACUUGGCAAUUAUGCUGCGUGCUUGUAAGAUUUUCAUUGAUAUUAUUUACGAGAUAGGAUUAAAUAUAAAUUUCAUUUCUACGGUUGUUAUAUUUUCACUAUAUUCUCCAGUCUGACCAAUAACAGUAAUUGCAAACAUCGAUCUUAAUAGGUAUUAAAGUUCGCCGAUAGAAAUGCUACACAGUAGCUUACUUUUAUAUAUUUCCAAAUAACGAUCAUCCCCAAAUACAUUAUAUAACUUUUGUAUAUAAUAAUAUGUACAAAUCGUGUUUUUAAGAAAAGAAGAAGAGAAAAAUAAAUUCCACAUUGCAUUUAAGAGUUGCGUUCGUAUUUAUAAAUGUCAGCACGAGUCCGUCAAUGUUUGUAUAAAAAAUUAAAUACGAAUUCCAUAUUAAAAUGCAAUAUUGCAUUUUUUCCCCGGUACACGCACACGCACACGCGCACGCACACGCACACGCACACGCACACGCACACGCACACACUCAUACCAGAUAUUAAAAUAAAUGUCGUGUAGCCUAUCUAGAAAUACAAUCUCUGUGAUUAUUCAUCAUCAGGAAUAUAUACAUUUGCAUAGAAAUUCAUAUAUUUCUCAAUAGUUAUCGCUCUAAUUUAAUGUAACAAUUAAAAUAUAUCACUAUAUACUUAAAGAUAAUUGUAAAUAAUACAACUUCUUUCGACAAGGUGUUAGUGCAUCCAGGUACUUUUAACAAAAUGUGUUUUGGUGGCUUCAUAUUUAAGUAUGACCAAAACUACUGCGUUAAAAUUGCAGAUUGUCAUUAUUAUAUUUAUUAGAGGAAUCAU